AUGGAGCACAGGAUUGACCACGUCCAGCCAGAACAGGGGCGAAAUCCGCACCCUGUCAAUGCUUUGAAUGACAUAGGGGCACUACAGAGAAUGAUCAGGGAAAUGAUGGAGCCUGAAGCUAGAAGAGGAGAUACCUCUAUCCCAAGGUUUCAAGGUGAAUCCGAACCUAUUCCAAUAGAAUGUCAAGAAGACUGGACUAAAGAGUAUGAAGAGGAGCAGUUAGACUAUGAACCAUCUGUAGAUGACCAGAUUGGACUUCUCGAAACAGAAGAACAAGAAAACGGGACAGAAGAGUAUGAGGAAGAACAGAUGAAGUAUGAUGGAGAACUAGAUGAAGAAACUAAGGUUUUGGUGCAGAAUUUGAGAGUUUAUUGCAAGGUGAUCUUGCCAGAGAAAUUCAAGGCGGCAGAAGAACAAGAAAACACACUGGAGGGAAAGUUUUGA
Messenger RNA from Prunus mume (Japanese apricot), 444 nucleotides. NCBI's taxonomy places the organism in Eukaryota, Viridiplantae, Streptophyta, Magnoliopsida, Rosales, Rosaceae. The record is from RefSeq and is a predicted model, not a curated record.